This is a messenger RNA of Phaethon lepturus (White-tailed tropicbird), 2595 nucleotides long. It is a transcript of the gene CEP120, whose product is annotated as centrosomal protein 120kDa. Gene Ontology annotation, cellular component: centrosome; centriole. The transcript has 17 exons. Bases 148 to 2595 code for a protein of 815 amino acids. The record is from RefSeq and is a predicted model, not a curated record. Gene Ontology annotation, biological process: centrosome cycle; interkinetic nuclear migration; positive regulation of centriole elongation. NCBI's taxonomy places the organism in Eukaryota, Metazoa, Chordata, Aves, Phaethontiformes, Phaethontidae.
GGACUAGACCCUAAAAGUAUUGUACCAGUCUUGAAUGAAGAAGAGGGCUAUCAUCAAAUUGGACCAGCAGAGUAUUGCAAAGAAUACUUUGUGUUGUCUGUAACCAUUGCAUUUGCCACACAGUUGGAACAGUUAGUUCCUAGUACUAUGAAGCUUCCUGAACGACAGCCUGAGUUUUUUUUCUACUACUCAUUACUGGGAAAUGAUGUCACGAAUGAAGCUUUCACUGAUUUAAUUAAUCCAAACUUCGAACCAGAAAGAGCUUCAGUUCGAAUACGUAGUACAGCUGAUGUCCUUCAAGUUUAUCUUUGUGCACAGUCAAAAUUGCAGAUUCAUCUUUGCUGUGGGGACCAGUCUCUUGGAAGCACUGACAUACCCCUGUCUGGACUAAUGAAGAAAGGAAAUGUGGAGAUGGAUCAACAUCCUGUGACAAUAGAAGGAGCAUUUGUCCUUGUUCCACCCAAUAGAGCUAAGCAGAAACUGCCGCAGUUGCCUUUGGAUAUGGCUCCUACUGUUGGGGUAUCUGUAAUUCUGCAAAGGGAGAGCUUGAGUGCCCAGCCUUUGAUUCCCUUAAAUACUCCAACUGAACCUGAACAGCCACAGAAGAAAGUUCUUUCACCUAUUAGUGGAAAAACAAAGAGCCUGCAGCAGAGAUCCCAGAGUGUCCCAUCUCAAGCUGACCACUCUUCUUCAACAGAAGAUGAAGCAACAGAAAGUGAAGUAGAAAGUCUUAAGUCUGAAAAAGGCACAAAACUAAAGAAAAGGGGGCUGGUGGCUGAGUCUUGCCAACAGGUUAACAAACAGUAUGCUGAAGAACUUCCAGUUUUCAAAUCGCAGAGCAGAGCAAAGUCACCUCUAUUGCCGGAUCUUCAAAAUUCCACUGACGAUGGUCCAGUAGCUGCAUCUCAACCCAAUCCUGUGGGUGCAUCUAGUUCUUCUGAGCCUGUGUCAGCACAGAAAAUUGUCAUUCCAGCAGCCUCUCACCAUUUUUGCUUUUCAAUAGACUUACGAAGUGUACGUGGUCUGGAAGUUGGUUUUCCAAUAAAUUGCAUUUUAAGGUACUCGUAUCCAUUUUUUGGCAGUGCAGCACCUAUUAUGACAAGCCCACCUGUAGAAGUCAGGAAGAACAUGGAAGUCUUUCUUCCACAGUCCUACUGUGCAUUUGACUUUGCAACUAUACCUCAUCAGCUUCGAGAUACAUUCUUCAGAUUACCUCUGCUGGUUGAAUUAUGGCACAAGGAUAAAACAGCGAAAGACUUGCUUCUAGGAGUGGCGAGACUUCAGCUUUCAAAUGUUUUGGCUUCAGAAAAAACCCGAUUCUUGGGUGGUAAUGGUGAACAAUGCUGGCGUCAGACUUGUAAUGAAACAGUCAGCGUCACAGCAGCGCAAGGGUCAGGCAACAGAAUAGCAGAGCUUUCGUAUGCUAUCACUUUGGAAGACUACGGGCUUGUGAAAAUGCAAGAAGUUCUGGUGUCAGAUUCUUCUCAAUGCAUAGGUGCUGGUCAACAGCGGCAUGUCCCUAACACUCAGCCUCGUUGUGCCCCAGAAAACCAUCCAGAACCUCGAGAAACUCUUGAAUACAAAGCAGCACUGGAAUUAGAAAUGUGGAAGGAAAUGCAAGAGGACAUUUUUGAAAAUCAGCUUAAAAAGAAGGAAAUGGCCCAUAUGCAAGCACUUGCAGAAGAAUGGAAGAAAAGAGAUAGAGAGAGAGAGGCAUUAGUGAAGAAAAAGGUAGCAGAAUAUACUGUUUUGGAAGAACAACUUCAGAAAACCUUGAGAGAUCUAGAUAAGCGAGAAAGACAGCUUUUUAGUGCUGAAUCAGAGCUUCAAAGAGUAAAGAAGGAGUUGCAAGCAGAGCAUGAACGAAAUCUGCAGGAGCUACAGGAUUCUGUGCGGCGAGCCAGAGAAGAAUGUGCACACCAGGUUGAGCUAGAAAGGUCAAAAAUCAAACAGCUGGAAGAAGACAAGCUUCGCUUACAGCAGCAGCUUUAUGAAGCAGAUAAUAAGCAUAAAAUUUUGGAGAAGGAGUUCCAGCAAUACAAAGAACAGCAAAGUAGCAAACCAGAAAUCCAGUUACAAUCGGAAAUAAAUCUUCUCACUUUAGAAAAGGUUGAACUUGAAAGAAAGUUAGAGUCAGCUACCAAGUCAAAGCUCCACUACAAACAACAAUGGACAAGGGCUUUGAAAGAACUUGCAAGGUUAAAACAGCGUGAACAAGAAAAUGCAAUGGCUCACCUUAAAAAGCAGCAACAAGAGCUGGAGCACAUGAGGUUGCGUUAUUUGGCAGCAGAAGAAAAAGAGCUGGGGAAAACAGAGCGACAAGAGCUGGAGGAUAUCCGAAAUGAACUUAACAGACUAAAGCAACAAGAAGAAGAGAGAAAGCAAUUGCAAGAUGUUAGAGAUAAUUCUGCUGGUAGAGUGGAUAGUCUUCGUUCUAGAAAAUUAAAUGAGAACAUGGAUGAUUAUCUCUCUCGUCUGAUAGAAGAGAGGGAUACCCUUUUGAGAACAGGAGUAUAUAACCACGAAGACCAUAUUGUAAGUGAACUUGAUCGUCAAAUCAGAGAAGCUAUUGCGAAAAGGAACACCACUAAAUAA